Messenger RNA from Argiope bruennichi, 1971 nucleotides. RefSeq names its product degenerin unc-8-like. The transcript has 12 exons. The coding region runs from base 76 to 1971 and encodes 631 amino acids. The record is from RefSeq and is a predicted model, not a curated record. NCBI's taxonomy places the organism in Eukaryota, Metazoa, Arthropoda, Arachnida, Araneae, Araneidae. Gene Ontology annotation, cellular component: membrane. Gene Ontology annotation, molecular function: ligand-gated sodium channel activity. Gene Ontology annotation, biological process: sodium ion transmembrane transport.
UAUUGAGAAGCGCUCGCUCUCUGUUUACUUAUCACACGCGAUUUCAGUUGACGGAAUUUCGGAUGCGACAGAGCAAUGAAGCAGAAUUUCGGAAAACGGGUGUUCAAGAAGAAAAUACUUCGGAAGAAAAACGGGGAAUUCAUUUCUAGGCGUCCAAAAAGAGAAUCAGAGCAGCUGAAUCUACUGGGAGAUUUUAUCGCGAACCGGCUGUCCGCUGCAGGAGUGUCUCAUGCAGUGAAGGCCCCCUCGCCACUCAGGAGAGCUUUCUGGCUCCUCAUCGUGCUAUUGAUGGGCAUGGGUAUGGCCUAUAUGACCUACAGAGUGCUACAGGAGUACCUUGCUUAUCCAACUGUCAUGCGCUCUAAAAUUUUCGCAGUCAAAGAUUUAGAGUUCCCUGCAGUCACUGUGUGUUCAUUGAAUCUUGUUCCGAAACUCUUUGCCAAGGAAGCAGGCCUGGAAUACAUGGAAGAACUGGAGAGAGUCCUGGAUUCUUUACCGUUGUAUAACAUUUCCAGCAUCGAGAAAACUAGGUGUUUGAAGGAUCCUCUGUGCUACUGGUCUUGGUUUGCCGAUGAAUGCUUUUGCAGUAAAAAUCCUUGUGAAACUCUCUACUGCUAUCCAGACCUCAAUAAAUCAGACGAAGUAUGUGCAUGUUCCAUGCUACUCUGCCAAUGGAAUGGAACUUCAGAUGCUUGUCUCAUUGCCCAGGAUCAUACCGGCGGAGUGCAGUGCCUUUGCAAGUACUCUUUCGAGUACCCGCUUCACAGAUCACCGCCCGAACGGAAGCCAUGCGAAGGUCCCUGCAACACGAUCGAGCAGCCCGAGCUCCGCGAGGCAAUUGACUCCCUACAGACAUCCGCCGAUGCCUCUGUUCUCCUCAAGAGACUGAAGGCAUCUACCACCGACGACGUGAGAGACAUGGAGCGGUUCUACAUCCCAGGAGUGGACGUCACCAACAACUACGGGAUGCCUUAUGACAAUCUCAUUCUGUCCUGUAGUUACGGACCAGAGCCUUGCCGAGAUAUAGUAACUCUAUAUAGUCCGACAUACGGAAAGUGUUACAUGUUUAACUACGUCGGGGAUUCUAACGACAAAGACACUCCCGUCAAAAUCGCAAAACAACCCGGAAGGAUGCACGGUCUGCAGCUAUACCUGCAAGCUCGGAAGCAAGAUACUUUGCCUCUUUUAUCUAAAGAUCUGGGAGUGCGAAUCGUAGUACACGACCCCCGUAGCAUUCCCAUAGCAUCGGAAAAUGGAAUCGACAUUCGCCCAAGAGACAUGGCUUCCAUCAGUCUAGAAUACUUAGAGAUCAACAGAUUGGGACAGCCGUGGGGAAUAUGCGCAGCAGAUGGGCAAGUUUUACCCAACAACUAUUCUGGCAAUCCUUACAUCCAGUCUGAAUGCGAGAGUUUCUGCAUCAAUGAGGAAAUAUUUCGACGUUGCCACUGCUACCAUCCACGCUAUCUAUCAGCUGUCGUGGCACCUCGGCCAAAGAUCAUCUGUGCGACGAACGACAGCAACAGCGUAGACCGUUGUUUUUUAUCCGUGGUGCACGACACGGAUAACGGGACUGUGGAGUGCAACUGCCCGCCCGCCUGUAGGGAGAAAACAUACCAGUUGACCACCUCAGCCAGCCAACUCAAUCCAGAUUUUUUCCGCAUCGUCAAAAAAGCAAAGUCACUGAAAACGAAGGACGGAAGAGUUUCGGUUACAAACUCUGAUGUUGAUUUCAGUUUGAUGGGGGUGCAAAUUUUUUACAACUCCUUUUUUAUUUCCCAUGUGAAUGAAACGGCCAUUUACAGCUGGGAAUCCUUAAUAGCAAACAUCGGAGGCAACAUGGGCCUCUUUUUAGGGCUCUCUCUCGUGACGAUCGUGGAAGUGUUCGAAUUUGUCGUCGACUUGGUGAAGAAACUAAUCGCCCCCAAGAACAAGGAUGCUUUCAAAAGUAAAAUAAAUGUAGAAAAUUUUUGA